Messenger RNA from Dendrobium catenatum, 1739 nucleotides. Its product is annotated as L-aminoadipate-semialdehyde dehydrogenase-phosphopantetheinyl transferase-like. Gene Ontology annotation, cellular component: cytosol. Bases 420 to 1412 code for a protein of 330 amino acids. Lineage: Eukaryota; Viridiplantae; Streptophyta; Magnoliopsida; Asparagales; Orchidaceae. Gene Ontology annotation, molecular function: holo-[acyl-carrier-protein] synthase activity; nucleic acid binding; zinc ion binding. The record is from RefSeq and is a predicted model, not a curated record. The transcript is spliced from 4 exons.
GCGGUAUCCCGUUACUCUUGAAAUGGAGAAAGGGAAGAGGAGGUGGAUUGUGAAUAUUUCCCACUGGAACCCUUCAGACGAUCACUUCUUGUCUCUCGUCUCUUUCCUUCCAUCGCAUGAGCGUUCUGCCGUCAACAGGACUUAUUAGGUUCAGCAGAACCGGCUCUAUACUGUAGCACAAAGCGAAACCGAGUGCAAAAACACGAUCAGAGCAGUUGCCGCGGGCGUAUAUACGUCCAUUCGACGAUUUUUUUCACUAUUUUAAUGGAUAAACGCGAGAGGGAGUGAAAAAGAGCAACUCAUCACGUGAGAAAUAUCCGUUUCAUUCAUUCCUGUUGAAGAAAACAAGAGAGAGGAGUGUUCUGUUGUGAGAGCCGGCUGAGAGGAAGAAGAAGAAAGUAUAAUUUAGUAUAAUCAAAAUGAAUAGAAGAGGUAAAAAUAUGUACUGCAGACGCGGCGCACCGGAAGAAAGGUAUACGGAUGAUGAAGAGGACAUAACCAGCAGAAAUUUGGGAAGAGAAGAAGUACCACCUGAAGUUAUUAUAAACACCAACACCUUCACCCAGAUGAUGACAAUUAUGACCCAGCUACUUCAGGAAUCAAGAUCACAGUUUGAUGUUGGAGCUGAUAAAUAUCUAAAGUUAUUUCAAGACAUGCGACCACCUCUAUUCAAAGGUAAUGAGGGACCAAUUGAGGCUGAGAAUUGGUUGCUUCGUAUAGAUGAUAUAUUUGAUAGCAUGUCGUGUCCUAAUGAGAGGAAAGUGUCACUCGUUUCUUUUGCCUUGGAUGAAGAAGCAAAAAGGUGGUGGAGAGGGCAACGUGAAGACGAGUUAGGAGAUAUUCCAAAUACAUUGGUUAACUGGGAAGACUUUGUGAAACUUUUCAGACAAUGGUUCGUUCCUAUGUCAGCAAGAAUACAAAUGCAGGACAAAUUUAUAAGUUUGAUUCAAGGAGACAAAUCAGUGAUGCAAUAUGAAGCAGAAUUUACAACACUAUCUAGAUAUGCACCACAACUGAUUGCAACAGCAGAAGAAAAAUAUUGUAGAUUUCUAUCCGGUCUAAAGGAUGCAAUUAGACAACCUUUAGUACCUUUUGGAAUCGAAGAUUAUUCAGUGUUGGUGGAAAGAGCUAGAAGGGUGGAGAUUGACUUUCAAAUCACUCAGAAGAGAAAGGACCAGUAUAAAAGGAAGAAUGUUGACGAAGAUAUCCAAAGUAAUCAGAAUGAAGAAUCAAAUGGGAAGAAGCCCAAGUUUAAUCCUAGUGGUGUUAGCAGUGCGACUGUCAGUAAAGUUAUGGAAGCUUGUGCCAAGUGUGGCAAAUUACACAAGGGUGAAUGUCUGAUGGGAUCCAACACUUGCUACUGGUGUCGUCAACCUGGACACUUUGCAAAAUAUUGUCCUAGGUUGGGUUAGAGGACUUCUGGUGAGAUGAAAUCAGGUGAAGCACCUUCAUAGAAGAAUUUUGGUAAACAGAAGAUGAUGGAACCGUCAUUUUUAUCUUCAGCACAAAAUCAAUCCAAUCAAUCCAUGCAGAAUGUUCGACCUUAAGUUUAUGCUUUGACUCAACAGUAGCUUAAUGAAUAUGUAGAUGUUAAUAAAGAUGAAUGAAAAGUCUUUAAUAUAAUAACUUGUUAUGCUAUGUUAGAUAUUUUGGGUUUAUCAGGUUAUCUUGUUAUGUAAUAUCAAAUGUUUAGUUUUAUAUAGUUAUGCAUCCAAUGCUGAAGUUUAUGUUGAAUAAAA